AUGGGAGGAUACGGAGAGAAAGUGAAGGGUGUCGAAAGAAAAUCGUGUUUCCGAGUUUCAUUAAUGGAAGGAAAAUAUCUCAGCCGAGUCUCCCACCGACGACCACCACCGUCUCAAGAUCUACGCCUCCCGAAAUUGCAGGUCCCUUGGUUGCCAAAAUCCAAACUAGAUGGGGGCCGUGCCUUCAACACCGCGGUGGGGCAGCGAGUUGUCGCAGGACACGGCGGAAAAUUACUGGAGCUCCCGUUUGACCUCCAUUGGCCGGCUAAUCGUGUUGAACAAGCUUGCCAGGAAUUCGCACGAAACAAUGGUUCUACGAGGCACCUCGCAAAGAUGUUAAUCCACUUAACCUGGUGUUUACAAGAGUCACUUUCUAACCCUGGUGUCCUAUCUGUGGCUUCAAUGAAAGCUGUAAAUGCAUCUUACAUAUCCUCUGUAUUUCUUAAGUAUUCAAUAGAGAAUUCGACAAGUGAGAACCUUGAAGAUUUGUAUUUGUCCCUAGACGAGAGUGAAACAGUACAAAGCAAUAUCCGUAAAGAUGAGAGCAUUAUAAGUAUGGUUAUGCAUGCUGUGCUUAGCUAUAUUGGCAGAGUCGAAAUAAGUCCCAAGACAUAUCUCCUACAUCAUGAGCUGCUGAACUUCAUGCUCAUUGCCAUGUCUACACAGCUUCUUUCUGGUCCAUCACCUGGACCAAAUGAUGUUCACCCUUUCAUUGAUGCAGCAAUGAGUGAAAAUCAGCUUGGUGUUCUGAAAAGAGUUGGUUCAGCAGCUGCAAAUAUAGUGCUAUUACCACUUAGUUACUUUGUAAAUUCAAGUGUAGAAGCUUCAAGAAGUCAACUGGCAGACAGCAGUAUCAAUAUACUACUUAUACUCAUUCAUUAUCGUAAAUGUAUUCUUGUGGAAUCUGUUAAGAACAUCAAUGCCGGUGUCACUUCUGAAUCUCUUCUGAAAGAUGAAACAUAUUUUGCUGAAAACCCGUAUUGCAAAGCCUUGGAAAAUGUUAAGGAUGUUGAGUUUGAUAGGGUGGAUAUUGAGGGAAAUGCACACAGUGGUCCACUUGUCAGAUUGUCUUUUGCUUCUCUCUUUGAUACACUUGGCAUGUGUUUGGCUGAUGAAACUGCUGUUUUGCUACUGUAUGCUUUGGUUCAUGGGAAUUCAGACUUUUUGGAAUAUGUGUUGGUGCGGACUGAUAUAGAUACAUUGUUAAUGCCUUUGUUGGAGACACUCUAUGAUGCUUCAAGGAGAACAUCAAAUCAAAUCUACAUGGUGUUGAUUAUUCUGCUUAUACUUAGUCAAGAUGCUUCUUUUAAUGCUAGCAUCCACAAGCUGAUUCUGCCUUCUGUUCCAUGGUAUCAAGAGCGGCUUCUUCAUCAAACAUCUCUUGGCUCUCUUAUGGUCAUCAUUCUAAUUAGGACAGUGAAGUAUAACAUGUCUAAGAUGCGGGAUGUUUAUCUACAUACAAAUUGCCUUGCAGCUUUAGCUAACAUGGCGCCUCAUGUGCAUCGAUUAAGUUCAUAUGCAUCACAACGCCUUGUUAGCCUUUUUGACAUGUUGUCACGCAAAUAUGCAAAACUAGCAGAGCUAAAGAAUGAUAAAAUGCAGAUAAAUGAUAGUGAACUCAAAGAUGAUGAUAAACUCCCUGAAGAUACGUCAGCAGAAUUGCAUAUCUAUACGGAUUUUUUGAGGAUCGUGUUGGAGAUACUGAAUGCAAUCCUGACUUACGCACUUCCAAGGAACCCAGAGGUGAUUUAUGCAAUUAUGCACAGGCAGGAGGUUUUUCAACCUUUCCGGAAUCAUCCACGCUUCAAUGAGUUGCUGGAGAACAUUUUUUCUGUGUUGGACUUCUUUAAUAGCCGAAUGGAUGCACAAAAGUUGGAUGGUGAAUGGUCAGUUGAGAAGGUGCUGCAAGUCAUCAACACAAACUGCAGAUUUUGGCGAGGAGAUGGGAUGAAGAUGUUCACCCAAUUACGCUUCACAUAUGAACAAGAAAGCCACCCGGAAGAGUUCUUCAUUCCUUACGUCUGGCAGUUGCUAAUCUCUCGCAGUGGUUUCAGGUUUAAUCCCAGUAGCAUCAACUUGUUCCCGGUUGAGCUGCCUGUUGAGGUUAGUUAUGGAGCUGUGGAUGGGAAUACAGAAGAACACGUGCUGUUAAAUGUGAAGGAGGCUCUGGAGUCAUCUGUUUAACUCACAACACAUCCUUUUAUGUACAUAUAUGCAUAGAGAAAAAUAAACAACACAAAUAAAUAAAUAAAAGAGUGUAUACACAUUGUGAUUUUCUAUUUCUAACACAAGUUUUGACAACCACAUGAUAUGAUAGGAGUAAUUAAUUGAUUUGAUUUGUUGGGUCUUUUCCUCGUUACACACUUGUUACAAUUUUACAAGUUCUUCACAAAAUGUCAACUGCAUUUACAUUGAUAAUUUGCUAAUAUGAAAAUAGAG
This is a messenger RNA of Lactuca saligna, 2439 nucleotides long. NCBI's taxonomy places the organism in Eukaryota, Viridiplantae, Streptophyta, Magnoliopsida, Asterales, Asteraceae. The record is from the annotation of a GenBank genome assembly.